Plenodomus lingam JN3 is the source of this 2013-nucleotide messenger RNA. NCBI's taxonomy places the organism in Eukaryota, Fungi, Ascomycota, Dothideomycetes, Pleosporales, Leptosphaeriaceae. The record is from RefSeq and is a predicted model, not a curated record.
AUGAAGACUCAGUGGAAAGAUAUUCCUGCUGUGCCCACGAGCCAGGAGUUCCUGGACAUUGUCCUCUCUAGAACGUAUGUUCUUUUUGCCGUGUCAAAAUAUUGUGUCACACUAACUUUUUUUGCAGACCGCCGACUGCCUACGCAGAUCCGAGCAGGUUUUAAGAUCAGUCGUAUCCGAGCCUUCUACACGCGCAAGGUCAAGUACACGGCCGAGACCUUCACCGAGCGCCUCUCCACCACAAUCGAAGCCUUCCCUCGCCUGGCUGACAUCCAUCCCUUCCACCGCGAUCUCCUUAACACCCUAUACGAUGCCGAUCACUUCAGAAUUGCCCUUGGCCAGUUGUCGACUGCCAAGACGCUCAUUGAGACUGUCGCUCGCGACUACGUGCGCCUGUUGAAGUACGGCCAAUCGCUCUUCCAAUGCAAGCAGCUCAAGAGGGCAGCGCUUGGUCGCAUGGCGACUAUCUGCAAGCGCCUGAAGGAUCCACUCGUCUAUCUCGAGCAGGUCAGGCAACAUUUGGGUCGUCUGCCCUCCAUCGACCCCAACACCCGCACACUCGUCAUUGCUGGUUUCCCCAAUGUGGGAAAGUCUUCCUUCCUCAAGUCCAUCUCGCGAGCCGAUGUCGAGGUGCAGCCUUAUGCUUUCACCACCAAGAGUCUCUACGUGGGACAUUUCGACUACAAGAUGCUCCGAUUUCAAGCAGUAGAUACACCUGGAAUUCUGGACCAUGCGCUCGAAGACAUGAACACUAUUGAACAUCAGUCAAUUUGCGCCAUCGCCCAUCUCCGUGCACACAUCCUCUACUUCAUGGAUCUCAGUGAGCAGUGCGGUUACUCUGUCGCUUCGCAAAUCGCCCUCUUCAACAACAUCAAGCCUCUGUUCGCGAACAAGCUGAUCUCAGUUGUCAUCAACAAGAUUGAUCUUAUGAAGCCCGACCAGUUGGACGCCGAAACACAGGAGCAACUACAGAGCAUGCUGAAGUCUGGCGAGGUUGAGAUGCUGGAGUUGUCCUGCAACACUCUCGAGGGCGUCAUGGCUGUGCGAAACUCCGUUUGCGACCGCUUGAUCGCGGCUCGAAAUGCUGAGAAGCUCAAGGCUGGUACCAACAGCUCUGGCGAACCAUCUGGCCGUCUCGGGGAACUCCUUCGUCGUAUUCACGUUGCCCAGCCUCUGGGCGGCGUCACUCGUGAAACCUCUAUCCCAGAAGCAGUACUCAACAGGAAGAAGUACGACAAAAACGAUCCAGACCGACCGAUGCUAGAACGCGAUCUCGAAGAAGCCGAUGGUGGAGCCGGCGUAUACAACAUUGAUCUGCGCAAGAAUUACCUGCUCGAAAACGACGAUUGGAAGCAUGAUCGCAUUCCCGAAGUCUUCAAGGGCCAGAAUGUCUACGACUUCAUCGACCCUGACAUUGAGGCUAAGUUGGCUGCUCUGGAGGCGGAAGAAGAGAAGCUCGAGGCCGAGGGCUUCUACGAAUCGGAAGACGAGCUCGAGGAUGCGGAAGAAGCCGACAUCCGGUACAAAGCUGAGCUCAUUCGCGAGAAGAGGCAGCUGAUCCGCAACGAAGCAAAGAUGCGCAAGAGUCUCAAGAAUAGGGCUGUCAUUCCCCGAACGAAGAAGGCAAAGCAGCUGUCCCAGAUGGAAUCCCAUCUCGAGAGUCUUGGCUACGACUCCUCCAAGGUGGCCGAGCGUGCUCAAAGCCAAGCUCGAGGCCGCAGCCUUGCCCGUGGACGAUCAGAAGGACCCAACAGCGACGCCAUGGACAUUGACAUACCUAGAACUGCGUCUGAGCGGGCCAAGAGCCGCGGAAGAAGCGCGAGCACGAACAGGCGAACGGACGGAGUGACGAAUGAAGCUGCCGCCUCCAAGGCAGAGAAGGUGGCCAAGCUCUCACAGAGGAAGAUGAACAGAAUGGCCCGACAGGGUGAGGCGGAUAGACAUUCGACUGGCUCGUUGAUCAAACAUUUGACUGCUGGUAAGCGUGGUAUCGGCAAGACUAGCCACAGAUAG